AUGACGAAAAGGUUUCUUGAUCUUGGAUUAACCGAUAUAUUAAAAUAUCGUACGCCAGCAAUUACUGAACAUCUAUCAUUGACAUAUCAAUAUGAUUUUCCUUCAUAUCGUUAUAAUAAUAGUUAUUGUCGAACAAUGGCAAUUGAUUAUUUUCGACAAGUUGAAUAUCAUUGUAAACAAUAUGCUUCUAAUCAUCAAUAUUAUCUUUAUACUUUACAAUGUUAUGAAUAUCUUGCAACGCUCUAUCAAUAUUCUAGUGAUCGAUCUAUUGAAUAUUACAAAAAAAAUGAUUGA
Messenger RNA from Rotaria sp. Silwood1, 294 nucleotides. NCBI's taxonomy places the organism in Eukaryota, Metazoa, Rotifera, Eurotatoria, Philodinida, Philodinidae. The record is from the annotation of a GenBank genome assembly.